CAACUUUUUUUUGAACGACGGCCUGCACUCUACCACGCGCACAAAAUGGAAUCUGGUCUUUGGAGUUGUGUUGUUGCACCUAACAAGCCCUUCAUCGUUCAGUGCCCCGCCUCAAUCCGCAUCACUAAUGUUGCACUUGGUGUACAAUUGGCGGACCAGUCGGCGCGUACCACUUUGAAGUUGAGCUACCAGCCCCCUGCCGAAAGCGACGAUGAGGAGGAAGAAAGCGAGGAUGUCAAACAAGAAACUACCUACAUUUGUGCUUUGACCCCCGGCAAGAUCGAGCAAUUCACCUCCAGCAUCGUUCUCGAGGAAGAGGAAACCUACUUGCUCGAGGUUGUAGGACCGAAUACUCUUUACCUCACUGGAAACUACAUCGAUUACCGCACCGAUCUUCCACCAUUCGGCGAUGAGGAUUCGGACGAAGAGGGCCAUUUCCUAGAAGAUGUCAGCUCCGACGUCGAGAUGGAUGCUGACGAGCUUGACGGUAUGGACGAAAUGGAGGACGUCCCUGCCUCAUCCAAAAACCUUAAACGCCCGCGCGAGGAUGUCGUUGUCCCUGAGAAGGCUGCUAAGAAGCAGAAAGGCGACAAGACUCCUGAGGCUAGCGAGAAGAAGGAGACAAAGAAAGAGAAAAAAGAGAAGAAAAAGGCGGAAGCACCCAAAGCUGAAGGCGAAACGAAGAAAGCUGCGGUCGAGCGCGAGAUUACUGGUGGUAUCAAAGUGAAGGACACCAAGAUCGGGACCGGACCCACUGCCAAGAAGGGGAACACUGUGUCCAUGCGCUACAUCGGCAAGCUUACGCACGGAAAAGUCUUCGACCAGAACACGAAAGGGAAGCCUUUCGUCUUCCACCUUGGAAAGGGUGAAGUGAUCAAGGGCUGGGAUGAGGGUAUUGUUGGAAUGCAAGCCGGAGGUGAACGUGUCUUGACUAUUCCUGCUCCUAUGGCCUACGGAAAACGGGGUUCGGGCAAAGAUAUUCCUCCGAACUCGACUCUGGUGUUCGAGGUCAAGCUUGUCGACAUCAAGUGAACUAAAAACUACACAGUAUUAUUGAUACCGUCGUUGAAUUUCUGCAUGCAUCUUUCACGGUGUUCACUCAGGCCCAGCGUCCUGGAAUGACCGGGUGUGAAGCGGAAAGGCCCCCAUCCACCGCAAAGUUCUGUCCGUUGACGUAGCUUGCGUCGUCUGUGCUGUUUCAGUCAAUGUUGACGCAAACUGGCACAUAAACUCACCGCUGGCUAAGAACAGAGCUGCCUGUGCAAUUUCUACGAUCAACGCAGUUAGCUAAGCAAGCAAACCCGAUUGAUCUCACCUUCGGCGACGCCGAAUCGUCCCAAAGGAUUCAGUUGGCCGAUUUUUGCAUCUGCACCCCUUUUGCGGGCAUACUCAAACGUGUCCACUGUCAUUCCUGUCUCGAUCAGACCCGGGCAGAUUGAGUUUACCCGGAUGGCUGUCUUCUGCAGUUGGUAUGCGGCUGUCUUGGCCAUCGAGUUGACGCUUUCCGUCUGUUAGCUUUGGCAUGCACCCAUACUCAGGCACUCACGCAGCCUUGCUGGCACUGUCUGCUGACGAUUAGUCGGUGCGUGAGAAUUUGACUGGCCACUUACAAUCGAGUGUGCCAGCACCAGAUCGGAUACCAGCGACUGUGCGCAUUGAGCAAGAAGGCAAGACGAGGCCACAAUGCACAAACCUGACGCGGUCAUGAUAAUGCUGCCCCCACUGAGCUCUUUGCCUUUCGAUGCAUCAGCAAUCUUCAUAGCCGCGGACCCAUAUUUGAUCGCCAAAAAGCACCUAGUAGCAGCGUGUGAUGUAAGGACUGCAAGUGGUUCAGCGCCAAGAAAUGACACGCACGAUAACGAGUUGACUUUCAUCGACUUCAUGAAUAGCUCUGUUGUGGUUGUCUCCAUGGUCUCUCUGGACGCAAAGCCAGCCUUUUGGAGAAUCAGGAACGACCACCAAACUCUUAGGACGGCGGACAGACGUUUGCAAAGAAGACAUCCAGUCGACCCUCUUCUUUCAGAGCACGCUGGCAGAGACCUUCUAUCGCUGCCUCGUCGGCUGCGUCCCCUUGUAGGGUUGUCACCUGAAGAAUACUCCAGCCACAAACGCGGAGCAAGGAUGACAUCGAAACCUACCUUAACAUCAGGGUAAGCCACGUUGAGCGUGGAGGCAAGAUUGGGCAAGUUCGUCUCGUCAAAGUCAAGCAGAUAGAGGUGUUUGGCGCCUGGCAAGCCAUGUGGAAACCGAAUGGUGACCUGGUGUACUCACUCACCCUCGUGUGCGAACAACAACGCUGUGGCACGUCUGACAGCAAGAUAGGGUUAUCGGGGCUGCAUGCAAAGCAAAUGCCUACCCUAUUCCCUUCAACGACCCCACACCUGUGAUGAUGCAAACUUUGCCCUUCAGACGCGACCCGCGCGGACUUUCCGCCAAGUGGGAUUGUAUCUUCUGGAUUCCUUCGUUGGACUAAGACAGGUGGACUGGACUGCAUAACUGCAUAACACACGGGAUUUGGUUGACUCGUAGAAGUCUCUGGGGUUUUGCGGUUGGCCGCGCGUUUUGUCGUAUCCAGACAUGAUCUGCUGCGAGAGAGUCGUAUACCCCUCCGGUCUCCCCACACCCCGGGCCCGGGGAUUUGAACUUCGGUGUUUGAUCGCCGAGUCCGAUCGCGACAAACACGUGCGGUCAUCAGGCUGAGCACUGCCACUGAUAGUCUUCCUCGUCUGUCGAGCACGACUCGAGCGUCCUUCCAGGCGGAGUCUUCGCGUGACGAAUUUGUCGUGGCAUCUAUAACUAUUGCCCAGUUUCAACUUUCUAUGCUAUCACCAUCGUCAAUCUAUCGUUGACUGCAUCGGUAUCUCGCCAUCUUGCACAGGCAAACUCAAGCCGGCUCGGUGUGUUCCGGGCGGUGGACUAUCGUUUGCUCUUUUGAGACGAGGGGCCGAUCACCUGCCCAGCCCGUGCUCUGAUGAACUCGCAGUCUUCCUUGGGCCCUCCAUACUUUCACUGCUAUCACCGGUGUAACGGCGGUGAGAAGGUUACCCUGAACGAGCAGGCACGAGCCCCGCUUCACAGCUUACAGGACGGCGUAUCGAGCACUAGUGGAGAGCGAGCUUUCAGGUCAUGUAUCACCUGGACUGUCAACUGAGGGCAUAUUCUAUCAGACCGGCACCUCGGCGUUAACCACUCGAUAUCAUUACCAGCGCCUCGUGUCAGUCAAGGCCUUGCGUCCUACCUUCAGCCCUUAAAGGUGCAUGAAGCCUCAGGUGGGGGCCUCGAGGGUCUUCUCACUGUAGUCGCUGACUCCUUCACUCUACUUUCUUUAUCUCCUAAUCGCCCGAGACUCUUGGUGUUUCGAGGAUUAAUUGCACAUCGUCUCCUUCGUUUUGAUUCCGUUCACGACCCCGCCAUGCCUCAAUCACAUAAGAUUCCCCCGACUCCGAAGAUGGGCAGCAUCUCCCUCCCCGACGAGCUCAGUCCCGAAGUCUUGCCCCGAGAUAAGAAGAGAAUCUCUUUCUCCUUUCUCAAAGGGUCAUCCAAGACCGACACUGCGCCCCGAUCCAUGACUCCUGCGCCGCUGCCCACUUCCAUUCACGACCCACCACGACAAAGCCACUCUCGUCGACGAGCAUCUUCGAUGACCAGCGGAUCAAUCCCACCGGUCUCGAGCUCCCGCGCGAAGAGACAGACGUUCCAAUACGGUCCGCCGGCCACAGAGCAGCCGCGACCGACCCUGAUUUCCGCAUAUAGUGCUCCUAACUCUGCCGCUCCUUGGAGCGACGAUGAACACCGAUCUUAUCCGCCCAAACCGCCCAAGCCCGUGCUCAAACGAAGCAUGGCGCAGGCCCCCGUGACACUCAGCUGGCCUCUGGUGGCAUUUAGCCAACGGGAGCACCUUCCUUACCCGAAAGUCUACUUUGACAUUGCUUUCGAUCCUCAGGACCCGAACAACCUCAAAGAUAACCGCCAUCGGCAUUUCGCGGAUUUAUCCCAACAAGACCGGGAAAUGCCGAUUUGUGUGAACUACCGGAUUACUGAGAUAGUGGUCGUGUGUCCUCUAGUCGGGUCUCUCGUCGUCAGACGUCCCGAGGGCUUGCGCUGCAUCGACGUCUUCUUUGCGAUCUACAGCAAGUAUCAGAAGAAGGCGGCUGCAGCACAGCUCCCGUCAGAGCCAGAUUGGGAUCGGUGCCAGCAGGCUUUCAAACUGCGGUGCAAGGAGGCCCCCGGUUUGACAGAAUACAACCGCAAGCUGGGGCUCCUCCGCGUGGAUCUUCUCUGCGGCCGCCGAAUAUUCGAUGGUCUGUGGAUGAGAAACGGGCAAUGGGAACUUCAAAUAUUCAAAGUGCCCAUAGUAUAGUCGUUUACCGCCGCUGGCAUGUCCAGAUAUCGCUCGACCAGGUGUCGCACCGUCCACUCUCCGCUCCUCUCACUCUCUGUGUUAUCUACCGUCUCAUCUGUAUAUCACCCCAGUACUCACAUCCCACUUUAUGAACAUCAUUAACAGAACAUUUUAACCGAUAACCGAUAGGAUUCUAG
Mycena citricolor is the source of this 4539-nucleotide messenger RNA. Lineage: Eukaryota; Fungi; Basidiomycota; Agaricomycetes; Agaricales; Mycenaceae. The record is from the annotation of a GenBank genome assembly.